Messenger RNA from Dendrobium catenatum, 713 nucleotides. Its product is annotated as thioredoxin-like 3-3. The transcript is spliced from 4 exons. Bases 208 to 582 code for a protein of 124 amino acids. NCBI's taxonomy places the organism in Eukaryota, Viridiplantae, Streptophyta, Magnoliopsida, Asparagales, Orchidaceae. The record is from RefSeq and is a predicted model, not a curated record.
GCUAUGUAAGGUCACCUGAACUCAUAAUUGUUCCGCAGGGUUUGCUUUUCGUUGUCUCCAUAUUCGUUGCCGCUUCGGCUUCCCGUGUUGCGACUUGCGGGGUGAAGUUUUGAAAGAGUGGAAGCUGCUUCGCCCUCUUCGACAACGUCGUUCCUGUUGGAUCGGAAGUCACGACGGGAGCUCGCCACGCACGAAGUUGGGCUAAUCAUGAUAGAGGGAGAGAAGAGAACAAGCCUGGAAGGGUUGGGAUUAGCACUUCCACAUAAGAUCCAUGUUGCCUCGAGUGAUUCCCAGCUCAAGGAGAUCUUACUAAACAUUAAAACCUCCAGGACACCUGCUGUUAUAAACUAUGGGGCUUCAUGGUGCCGAGUUUGUAGCCAGAUCCUUCCUACUUUCUGCCACUUAAGCAGUAAGUUCAAGAAGCUCUCUUUCAUCUACGCUGACAUUGAUGAAUGCCCUGAGACCACUCAGAACAUACGCUACACACCCACCUUUCAUUUCUAUAGAGAUGGAGAGAGGGUUGAUGAGAUGUUUGGAACCGGAGAGGAGAGGCUGCGCGAUAGGCUGUGGCUUCAUUCAUGAAAAUUGUUCACUCACUGCAUCCCAACCACAUGCUGUUUUCUUCAGCAGAGAAACCUUCUAAGCAUCCUAAGGUAGUAUUCAAUUUGUAUUUCAAAUAUUUACAUUUUUGAAGCUGUGGUGCACUUCCCUCU